AUGAAGGUUGUCCCGAUUUUGAGAGUGGUAGUGGUAGUGGUAAUAGCAGAGAAGUUGUCUGAAGAUAGUGUCCAUAUUGAUAGCAGUGCUCAAGGUACAGAUGGAAAUAAUGUAGAUUUUGGGCAAGGAAGUGAUAACGAAGUUCUUGUGACAUUGGCCGAAGUGGAAGGGAAGAUUAACGUUCGAUGUGCCAUUGACACAUUGGAUGAUGUUUUUGUUCUGUAUGCAGCAUAUGCCCGGAUGAUUGGUUUUUCAGCUCGGAAAGGAACGCAAGCUUAUUUCAAAGGCACUAAUAAAAUUUCUUGUGGAAAGGUUUUUCAUUGUUCAUGUGAGGGACAACUGGAUAACAAGUCUUCAAAAGGUUGUGUGGCUGCGUUAAAGAAGCAUAGUUAUAGGAGCAACUGCAAGGCAAGGCUACGUGUUAGUCGAACAGACGUUGAAAGUCCAUGGGUCGUGACAACCUUUGUGAAAAAGCACAACCAUGAUAUGCUUCAUCCUACCAAAACCUAUCUAUUGCGGUCUGCCCGGAAGCUUGCACAUUCGCAGAAGACUAUACUUAUUGCGAUGAAGUCAAGUGGUAUUGGUGUUAGCCGUUCGUAUCAUUUUUUGGAAAAUGAAGCUGGAGGUCGUGAGAAUGUUGGUUUCUUACGGAAGGAUGUUUAUAAUGAGCUGAAUCGCGAGAACGCUAACAUGGCAAAAGUUGCCAAUUUCGAUGCAAACAAAUUGAUGGAGUAUUUCACAGAGAAAGGAUUAAGCGACCCUUUGUUCUACUGUAAGGUAAAGGUCACUGAUGAUGGUAGGCUUCAAUAUCUAUUAUUCAGAGAUAGCAGAUGCCUAGUAGAUUACCAACACUUUGGUGACGUUAUAUAUGUCGAUGCUACUUAUAAAACUAACAAGUAUGACUUGAUUUGCAUACCCAUAGUCGGCAUAAACCACCAUCGGGCUAAUGUUAUGUUUGUAAUUGGUUUUUUAUCAAAUGAGAAGACGGAGUCCUACGAGUGGUUGUUCUUUACUUUUCUAGAGUCAAUGUAUCAUAAAGAGCCUUCGAUCAUUUUCUCCGAUCAAUACCAGGCUCAUAUGAAUGGUGUGGAUGUUACAUUUCGCGAUGCGAAACACAGGCUCUGUCAAUGGCAUAUAAACAAAAAUGUCGGCAAGCAAUUUGGUACAUUGAACCACAAUAAGAGUUUUAAAUCUUUGUGGUAUCGGUGUAUGAAUGGCUGCGAGAAUGCAGAAGAGUUUGAAUCAACUUGGGCAGAUAUGAUAGACGAGUUCAGGAUUGUGGAGAAUAGAUGGUUUAUUGGCAUGUACAAGUUAAGAAAGCGGUGGUCUUCCGUUUUUAAAUUAGAUAAAUUUACUGGUGGAUUGCAUGCUACGUCGUGGAGUGAAGUGACGAACAAGGUUCUUAAAGAGAUAUGUGGUUCUGAGAAAAUAUAG
Salvia miltiorrhiza (redroot sage) is the source of this 1434-nucleotide messenger RNA. Its product is annotated as protein FAR1-RELATED SEQUENCE 5-like. The transcript has 2 exons. NCBI's taxonomy places the organism in Eukaryota, Viridiplantae, Streptophyta, Magnoliopsida, Lamiales, Lamiaceae. Gene Ontology annotation, molecular function: DNA-binding transcription factor activity; sequence-specific DNA binding. Gene Ontology annotation, biological process: regulation of DNA-templated transcription. Bases 1 to 1434 code for a protein of 477 amino acids. The record is from RefSeq and is a predicted model, not a curated record.